AUGCCAAUCCUGCCCCGACGACUUACUCCUGGUCCCGCAGCAAAAACCAACAAACUGACUCUUGACAGUCCCAAACAUGUGACAGUUAAAGCCAAUCCUGGUUUUGAUGUGAAGGAAAAUGUGUUGUUGACACUGAGCUGUUCUGCCGAGUCCAACCCACCAGUGAGCUCUGUCACCUGGAGGAAGACGACUGAUGGGAGAGAGGAAAUCAUCCAACAGACUCAGACUCAGACCUUCAGGGUGAAUUCAGCCAGUCCCUCUGACAGUGGACUGUACAGCUGUGAAGCCACCAAUGACAUUGGAAGUGGAAAGUCACAGCCAGCUGAGGUUAAAGUCAGAUUUUCUCCAAAACACACACACAUCACGGAGUCGGCAGAGAAGCAGGAGCUUGACGGGAGGAGCUCCGUGAUGCUGAGCUGCUUCAGUCACAGCUUUCCCCCAGUCCAACACUACUCAUGGUACAGGAGGAGUCAGGGAGAGGAGAGGAUGGAAAUUGUGUCCGAGCAUCAAAACCACACAGUGUACUCAAACCAGUCAGGAGUCUACUACUGCAUCGCAAAAAAUGAAGUAGAUCACAGUUUGUCUGAUCCCGUCCAUCUGUUUGAACGUGAGUGAAUUUCAAGGUCUUAUAACUGUGUGUUUUAUUGCUCAGGAGACAUGUGGGAGGUUUAUAUCAGAUCAUGAUUUCUGGUUGUUCGUCCAUACGUCCUAUGUUUGUGAACAUGACAUCUCUAGAAGGUCUUGAGGGGAUUUCUUUAAACCUUAAAUGUAAAUGUUCAGUGUGAUUCAGGAAUGAAAUUAUAAGAAUGUGGAGGUCAAAGGUUAAGAUUGUGUCCUCACAAAACUGUGAACUCACAAGGCAUACUUACACAAACCUCAACUUUCGAUGAGAACUCAAAACUGUGAAGUGAUUAGAUAUCAGUGGUCAAAGGUCACAGUGGCCUCAUCAGAAUCUUGGUUGAUGGAGGUAAACAUCUGCGGAACAGUAUUUCUAGUUCAGUCUUAAAUAAAUAUCUACACAAGGAAUAAAGUUUAAACUAAUUCUCCAUGUUCACAAGUCUAUAUGAUGCUCUCUCUCUUUUGACCACAGGAGACUAUCUGGAGAACCUGAGGUUCCUCAUUGUUGCUCUACUUCUCCUGAUGAUUAUCAGUGUAAUUGUGGUAAA
Molecule: messenger RNA, 1166 nt
Organism: Pleuronectes platessa (European plaice)
Lineage: Eukaryota; Metazoa; Chordata; Actinopteri; Pleuronectiformes; Pleuronectidae
Product: B-cell receptor CD22-like
Exons: 3
Coding region: 1-615 (204 amino acids)
Source: RefSeq, a predicted model, not a curated record